Molecule: messenger RNA, 4614 nt
Organism: Closterium sp. Naga37s-1
Lineage: Eukaryota; Viridiplantae; Streptophyta; Zygnematophyceae; Desmidiales; Closteriaceae
Source: the annotation of a GenBank genome assembly
AUGCAGCUCUGGACAGAGCUGCUUUGUCCAGGUUCACCGUACGCAACCCGUGACGCCAGCAGCAACCAGACCAGUACUACUAGCUCUCAACGAAGCUCCAGCAUUCCUGCGAGUGAUCCUGACGUUAACGGAACACUGACAGAAAGCAGCUACACUGUUAUUAGCGACGAGGGGAGUCCUGACAUGGUACCAAUGAAUGCAGCAGCAGCACUGGCUCCUUCUGACGGUUCAUCACACCAUCCUCAGGAAGCACCACCGUUGCAGCAGCAGCAGCAACAGGAGGAGGAGGUGGUGGAGGAGGAGGAGGAGGUUCCAAGCGGAGAGCCUGUCCCUCCGCUUGGUGAGAGAGGGGAGGGGUCCGUCCUUCCACCUGUCCCUCCUAUCCCCCCUGUCCCUCCUGUCCUUCCGCCUGUCGCUCCGCCAGUUCCCCCGCACCUGAUGAACUGCGAGGCGAUGAUCAAAGCGGUGACCCAAUAUGAGAGGUUCGCGCGUGGACGGCAUGGGGUGGAAGAGGUCCCGUGGGCUCUGGUUCGCGAGGGGAAACGCGGUGGGUCCUUCCAGGAGUUUUCCCAGGGGAAGAAGCGAGAGGGUGCGAGUCAGGCGGGGCCUGCUGAAGGGAAGGAGGGUGCGGCCUAUGGGGAUGCUUGUAAGGGUGCGGGCUAUGGGGGUGCUUGUAAGGGUGCGGCAUAUGGGGGUGCUUGUAAGGCCCAUUCACUACAAGCGAGGGCAUUGGCGCGCAACGCAUCAACUUUCGGUUUGUCAAACCCCCACUCCCUUCCGUCCCCCCAAUUCCCUCCCUCACGCCUCCUUUCCUCGCAGGUUCCUCCUAAGCCACUUUCAUCCCUUCACUCCAAGUUCCUCUACGCCACAUUUGUCCCUCAGUCCAAGUAUGGCAUUGGCGCGCAGCUCACCAACGUGGCAGGGGCGCUGGCGCUGGCAGUGGCGUCAGGGCGGGUGCUGGUGUUGGCAAAGUUCCCGAGGGCGAUGCACGGAGGGUGUGAGGGGCGCAAGCACAGCCGCUGGCACUGCUUCUUUGCACCGGAAACGAGCGAUGCGUGCAGAAGACGAGCCCAUGACCUAAUGGCCAAGCAGCAAUCGCAGAAUCCUGCCACAGCAGAGCCAGAAUCAAAUCUUCGGGCAAAAUCGAAUCUCCCAGCAAAAUCAGACGUGCACUCAAGCCUGCCUGUGGUGCGGCAGCAGGAUAUUCCCGGGGAGCUCGUGUGGUUUCCCCCCGUGCCCGCCCUGUGGGGUGAGCCGUGGCUGCGCAUCCCGGCUGUCAUUGACAUCAACGGACACAUGCAGCAGACCACCAAGACCGGCAACAAGGACUGCUGGUGGAGGGCGCAGGCGUGGCGCUUCCUCAUGCGCUCGCCCUCGCGCUACCUCUGUGCCGUCAUCAACCGGGCCAGGCACGCAGCCUUCGGGCCAAUGGCGGCUCGCCACGUGGCACACACAGAAGCCGCAAUACUUCAGGCUGAGAAGCUGGGCUUUGCUGCGAGCACUCUCCUCUCUGGGACCAACCAGCUUUCUGCUGGCUAUCCGCUUCUGGAUAGUUCUCAGAGCAGCCUUUUUCAAAGCAGUCAUCCCAAGAGUAAUAAAGGAGUGCAGAGCGGUACUUCUGAAAGCAAUUAUUCUCAGGGCGUUCUCUUGGAUACAAUUUCAGUGCCGUGGGUGCCACGGCCGAUUGUGAGCAUGCACGUGCGCAUGGGGGACAAGGCGAAGGAGAUGCGGGUGGCGGGCUUUGGCACGUACCUGCACCUGCUGUCAAGAGUGCGUCAGUUCGACCCCUCCGCUACAACCGUCUGGCUCAGCACAGAAAUGCAGCCGCCGAUGCCGGCGGGAGCUGCCAGUUCCGUGGCGCGGCUGCGGCCCUUCUGCGUGCCGGUGCUGCUGCAGGUGGCCCUCAGCUCGCUCAUCCCCCUCGCCUUCCCCGAUGUCUGGCGCACUCUCCGCUUCUGGGACCGCCUCAUGCCCAUCUACAUGGGGUACAUGAAGACCAAGCUGGCCGUGCGCAAGAAGCCCAUUGAGGUUCGCCACGAGAAGUGGGCUGUGCGCCACGAAUGGGGCGGCAAGCUAGUGCACGACCUGGUGCUGCGUCUCAGCGGUCUCUACGUCAAGUCUGCACAGAUCCUUGCCUCUAAAUCGGACUUCAUGCCAGCAGCGUGGGUGCGGCGCCUCUCAGCCCUAUUUGACAACGUGCCCCCGCGCCCCUACUCGCAAGUCAUCCGCUCCAUCCAAUGCGAGCUCGCCAUCUCCGCUUCCAUCAAGCCCGCUACAGCCGACAUUCCACCCAGUCAAAGCAAGUCAACGCAGGUCAAGCACCGUGCACUGCUGGUAGCAGACAUGUUUGAGAGCAUAGACGAGGAGUCUCUCGCCUCAGCCUCCAUAGCCCAGGCGCAUGCAGCUGUGCUCCUGCACCCACUCCCUGAGAAUCACCCCACUGACCCCACCAAGGUGCUGCCUAUCCUGCCGCACCUCACGAGCAAGGAGAGGGACGCCCUUGGGAUUGCCGCGGAGUGCACUGAGGCGUGUUUCCUGGCGAAUACGGAUCGGCUGUGGCCCAUCGGAGUCAUGACUGCCGAUGGCACCAUCCAACCCAUCUCCCCUGCCGGCCCUGCCCUACCUUCGCCUUCUUCUGGUGUUACCGCAGCAGGGGAAACAGGCGCAGCAGGAGCCAUGCUGAAGCGGCCUAUCCCUCCACGGCUGGCCAACGACAGGACAGAGGAGGGCGAGCGGGAGGAGGAGGGCGAGGAGGAGCAGUUCUUCGAUGGGGAGGGAGGGGAGAGCGGGGAGAGUGGGGACGAGAGAGACGAUUUCUUCGACGCGCAUUCCGAGGCCCAUGAACUUGGCGCUGACGUGGCGAGCGGCAGCCACGUGGCAGCGUGUGAGGGACGGGAGGGAGGGGCCACAGGAGCAGCAGAGGGGGGGGCCGGCGAAGAGGGAGGUAACGAGGAGGAGAAGCAGAGGGAGCGGGAGAGGGAGAGGGAGAGGGAGCUGGAGAGGGAGAGGCAGCGGGGCAGAGCGGUGGUGGUGAAGGUGCAGCACCUGGGCAUGGAUAUCAUCAUGCGCUCCGACCUCAGAAACAUCGGCCGUGUGGCUGAAUUCCUCUCGCCCCAGCUGCCCUUCGACCUCCGCAAUAUAGUGAAGGAGAUACAGCAGACCAUUCCGAACGAGUUCAACUUUCAGAGGGAGGCCGCCUUCAUGACCACCGUGCGCCACAACCUCGCCUGCCGGGGCUUCCACCAAGUCGUCUGCCCCACGCCCGUCUUGAGUCUCUGCACUCGCCGCAUGAUCGUCAUGGAGAGGCUCUAUGGUACUCCAUUCACGAAGUUAAUCGACUCCCUACACCCGUACAAAGAUUCCUCCCUCCUCCCUCCUCGUCUUGCCGCCAUGCGCCUAGAAGCAAUCUCAGCCAUCCGUUCCCUCCUCGAAUCCUAUGGUGCCAUGUUCUUCCUGGACGGUGUUUUCCACGCCGACCCGCACCCAGGAAACCUUUUGCUGCUGCCCGGCGCCAAGCUCGGGCUGCUGGACUUUGGGCAGUCGAAAGUUUUGGAGCGGCAGACAAAACGUUCGUUUGCCCGGAUGGUGGUGGCCCUGUGUAAGGGUAACCAGCUUGAAAUCGCCCUAGCUCUGCUGGGAACAGGGAUAUCGUUUGGGGGGGAGGCUGAUUGGACUACUUUCUUCUCUAAACCAGUGGAGGAGUCGACAGGGGCGAGAGCAGGGGCAGAGGAGGGUGGGAAGGACGGGAAGGUGGGCGGCGAGGCAGUGAAAGUUGAGCCAAUGAUGAACGGGCACGUGUCAGAGAGUGCGCAAUGUAACGGCCUGGCAACAGUCAAUAGUGUGGCUGCUCCUGCUUCUGCUCCUGCUCAUGCUGCUCCUGCUCCUGCAGGGCUGGGCCUUGUGCCUGCUGGUAGUUCGUCUGCCACUUCUCCUGCGGUGGCUGCAGGGGGGUCACCAGUGCUGCAUGGGGUGGAAGGAGGAACUGUGUCUGCUGCAGUGCUGGCUGCUGUGGUGGCCUUCACAGAAAACGCCCCUCCUGAUGACGCCCCUGCUGCUGCCACCACUGCUGCUGCUCCUGCUGCUGUUGCUGCUGCUGCUGGUGUGAGUGAGAAGGGAGGGGAGGAGAGCAGUAGCAGCAAGGCAGGUGCGGGGAGGGGAGAAUCCGAUGGAGAAUCAGUGCUGGCAACGCUGCUGAAGGAGGUGGGGCCGGCAGGGCUGCUGGCAGCAGCAACGCCGCAGCGCCUGCAGACGGUGCAGACGCUGUCGUACCUCAUGUUUGACACUCGCCCCAUGGCUGAGGCCCAGACUUCCCCCCUUGCUCAGGAGUCCGUGCUUCAAAAGGCCCCUCUGAAGGCUUUCAACCAGUCCUACUGGCUGGGCCAUGCUGCUGCUGCUGAGACGGUUGUGCCCACUCUCUUAGCAGGUCGAGUAAUCCAAUUUCCUUUCGCACUUCCUCACCCCCCCUUUUACUCCCCUUCCUUCCACAUCCAUCUGUAUCAGAUCGUCCGGGCCAUGCUGCUGCUGCGAGGGCUGUGCCACUCGCUAGAUGCUGACAUCUCAGCCGUCCAAUUGUGGAGGCCCUAUGCCGAGGCUCUGCUUGCACAAGACCCGUAG